This is a messenger RNA of Mustela erminea (ermine), 1283 nucleotides long. RefSeq names its product OX-2 membrane glycoprotein-like. Gene Ontology annotation, biological process: regulation of immune response; negative regulation of macrophage activation. Lineage: Eukaryota; Metazoa; Chordata; Mammalia; Carnivora; Mustelidae. The transcript has 8 exons. The coding region runs from base 16 to 1125 and encodes 369 amino acids. The record is from RefSeq and is a predicted model, not a curated record. Gene Ontology annotation, molecular function: cell-cell adhesion mediator activity.
UCUGUCGCCCUCCUAAUGCCUCUUCACUCCCAAGGAGCCCUUCGUCCCUCUUGGCUCAGCUCCAUGCACCUGAGGAGACUGACCCGGACAUCAGCGUGCUUUCCUCUCCGUGCCUCAGCAAGGCAAAGGGGUCAGUUUCAGGGUUCACAUGGGAAGCUCCUGAAUUUGCAAACCAACAAUUAUUCAUGUAAGGAAGUAAUGGACUUUUUUGGAGAAUUACAGAUUGGCGUAGAUGAGAUGGGGUACUGGAGAAGCUGGAAACCUGGAAAUGCCAGUUCCCCACACAGAAUAAAAUACAAAAAUAAUGAAACAGCUGUAUUUGGAGAAAAUGUGACCAUCUUCUGCAAUUUAACAACUCCAGCAGAUAUUGUGCAAAUUACCUGGCAGAAGAUUCAAGGUUCUUUGCCACAAAAUAUUGGCACAUAUAGCAGUGUAUAUGGAGAAACGAUUCUUCCACCAUACAGAGAUCGACUGCACUGUGAGGUCAUCGAACCCAAUUCCUCAUUCAUAACUAUCCGUGAAGUAACAUUUGAAGAUGAAGCUUGCUACAAAUGUCUAUUUAAUGUGUUCCCACACGGCAGCCAUGGGGGACAAAUCUGCCUUACCAUUAUAGCUCUAUCUGGAUUAAAAACCGAACUCCAGUCCAAUCUUGACUCUGAAGAUUUUCUUAGAUUUAUUUACUCAGCUAUGGGAAAACCUGUUCCUCAGAUAUCUCUUUUCCCAUCACAAGUCUUGAUUAAUCCACCUGAGGAAUACCUUGCUCAGAAUCCAAAUGGCACAGUGACUAUCACUAAAAUGUGCAACAUCUCCUUGGAGACUGUGAGGUCCCUAGGUCUCCAAUAUCUGACUGUGCGCAUGGAUCAUCCUCUAAGGAAUGAAGAGAAGAUUGUUCCUUUGUCAGUCAAACAGGAAUGUACUUCUCAUUCUCCUUAUACUUGGUUGCGUAUCGUUGGUCUACCCAUACUUCUGUUAUGUUUUUUGUCGAUUGUUAUCUAUCUUGUUUGGAGAAAGAAAAAGUCAGAGAAUGCUCUUGAAACUACACCCCAGCUGAGCCAGCCUGAUGGGGAAUCUUUAAUCAACCAAGAUUUUCCUGUAUACAGAGCCAAGAACUCUGGGACUUGUUAAAAUAAGAAAAGAAUCCUUCUCAUCAAAGCAAGUGGAAGGAAAUCUCUCCCAGUAAGAAGACAACCAACCAACCAACCAGUCACUCUGAAAGAAGAGAUCAUUACCGUUUGAAUACAGAAUUUGAUUCUGGAUAAAAAUAAAUGUGCAUUUUUUAAAAA